Molecule: messenger RNA, 4395 nt
Organism: Tetrahymena thermophila SB210
Lineage: Eukaryota; Ciliophora; Oligohymenophorea; Hymenostomatida; Tetrahymenidae
Product: MIZ zinc finger protein
Exons: 4
Biological process (GO): protein sumoylation
Molecular function (GO): zinc ion binding; SUMO ligase activity
Source: RefSeq, a predicted model, not a curated record
AUGAUAGAUUAGAAUAUACAAAAAUUGGAUAUGGAUAACUUUUACUUAAAAAUAAUGAAAGCAGGAAUUGUUUAGUUUAAGCUUGAAAAAUCAGAGAGAGCUUAAAUCUGGUAAGAUUUAGCUAAGAAGGGGAAAAUAAGUAAGCAAUAGGCGCAAGGAGAAGCUGAACUUGCUAAAGAAUUAGUAGAGUUCUACUUAAAACAUCCUGAAAGAGAUGGUUAGGCAAAGUAACUAAGUGAGUAUUUUAAUAAAAAUGUGCAGGUGAAAGUUGAAGGAAUUUUUAAAUAUUAUAUCGAAAACGCUAUAAAGCCAUAAUAAUAGUAAGAGGCAAAAAUGAAGAGCGAUUAUAGUAAUGCCGCCUUCUAUCAGCAAUAACAACAACAACAACAAUAUGAUGCAUAACAACUAAAAUACUUGCAGUAAAUGAAUUACGGUAAUACUUCGAGCUUAAUGGGAAUGUCUAUGGCUUCAAUGCCUACAAAUUAAACUCCAUUCUUACAAUAUAAUCCUAGUGUGAUGAAUCCUCUUUUUAACAGCUUAUCUUUUUAGUAAAGCACUCCAACUGAAAGCCUUGGCUUACCAUACGGAUAUUUUCAACUUCCUAAUUAAUUUAUGCAUCCUUAAAGUAAUUAAGGAGUGCCUUAGCUACAGCAAACUUAUAUGUAUAACAAGCCUCAUGAUAUUUCUGGUAUUAAUACUGCUGCUUAUACGACUACUCCUUAAAGCUACAUAAAUUCACUAAAUUUAGGAUAAUAAGUUGGGUUCGUAAACUCUCUUCCAUAGAGCCUUUAUGGUUCUCAAUUUAUUAACUAAUAAUAGGCUGCAGAAGCUGCAGCGACUUAGACUUAAAUUGAUUCUUCAAGAAACUUUAAUAACUAUUUCAAUAAUAUUAAUGGUUUUGCUAAGGGAGCUGAAAAUACUUAAUAUCAAGUUGACUAGCUUAUGCAAAUUUAAGCUGCUAAUCAGCCUUAAUAACAAAAGAUUGUUUAGACUUAAAAAUAAAUCCAAGCGCCUUAUUCCCUUCAAAAUUAAUAAUAAUAAUAAUUUUAAAUUUCGUAAUAAUAUUAGUAAUAAGCAUAGUUACCUCAAUAACAAUAAUUAUAAGCAUAAAGCCAACAGAGGUAAACAGCUCAACCUGCAGCUUCAAAAUAAAAGUAGUAGACAUCUAGCAGUAGCACUCUUCCCAACAUAUCUUAACCUAAUCAACCUUUCGGUUUAGCAAUAAGCGGAAGUAGCAAUAAACAAGUUUAGUCAGCUGCGAAUAAUUCGUCAUCAAAUAAGAGCUCAAAGCUUGGAGUAUCUGAAAUAACACCCUAAAAUUAGAAGCAAUCAUCUAGUUCAUCUAGCUCAAAGUCAAAAUCUAAGUCCAGCAAUAAUAGCAGCGCAAUUAACUUGCUGUAAUAAACUUAAAUACCAAUGAACAACACUUAUAAUGUGUAUCCACAAAACAGGAAUGGAGCAAUCCCAAAUUAAGUAAAAAUAAUAGAAACAGAAGCAAUCAAAAGCUGUAUUUGCGCUUAAGUACCACGUUUGCGCAAUUCCUAAUCAGAAUUAAUUUAGUGUAAGAAUAAAGGAUGUGAACACAAACUGCAUCUAAGCUGUAUGAGGAUUUCACCUAAAGAUGAAGAAAGCAUUACCCAAUUUGAAUGCCCUUCCUGCAUAUUAAAAAAGUAUGAUCCUCUCCAUCAUGUCGAACAAACUUUGAUAGAUUGCUAAGUAAUGAUGGGUAUUCCCAAUAAGUAGCUUGAUUUUUAGUUAACUACAGAGAUGUUUACAAAAAUAAAAGAUCACAGCGAGUAUUCCGUAGAAAUUCGUUGCAUCCGAAUAGAUGGAACCAAAAAUAUAUACGAAACAACUUGGCCAGAUUUUGGUAAUUUGAGAAUGAAUAAUGAAGUCAUAUUAGAACUCAAACCCCUCCAAAAUAAUAGCUCACUUAAAAAGCGUAAAGACGAAAAGCAUACUUUUAAAGGAGUUAAGAAUCUAAAAGAAGGAAUAAAUCACCUUCAAAUAUCAGAAUUCAAUUGCAAUAUAAUUGAAAAGUAGUAAUUGCGUAUAACAGAAAACUCCCUUCAUUGCAUUUCCGUCUUUAUUAUACGUAGACUCACUGUAGAUUAGCUAGUUUCUAAUAUAAGAAGAGAAUCUACCCGUCCUGCUGAUGAGUGUAAGCAAUAAAUCUAAGACUACUUCCAUCGCCAAAACAAGAAAUCUUCCCACGAAGAAGAUGAUGAUGAUCUCUGCAUUGACAGUCUGAGUGUCCCUCUAACUUGUAGCUUAGAUAUGAAACUCAUAUAAACACCUGCAAAAGGUCGUUUUUGCAAGCAUUUCUAAUGCUUUUCUCUUGAAAACUUCAUCAUCACCACAGAAACAGUGAAUCCUCGUAAAUGGAAGUGCAAUAUCUGCAAGGCUAAAUGCUACGACAUCAUUAUUGAUGAAUAUAUUCUUAAAAUUAUCUAAGAAAUAAAUGAAAAGUAAAUUAAGAAUGUGACUGAUGUCAAAUUCGAUGGUAAAGGUUAGUACUCCUUUGAUCAAUAGUCAUAUUCAGAUGAUGACGAUGACUACGAUGAUGAUUCCAAGCCAAUAGUUAAGAAGCCUUCAUAAAAUUAAGCAAGUGCUCCAGCUCCUGCAGCCGCAUAGCCUAUUACUGUAUCUCCCACUAAUUCAAACUAAGCUGUGCCUAUCCAAUCUGUAUAAGCUUAAUUGAUCAAUAAAGCUCCUAUUAAUGGUAACAACAAUCCAAAAGGAGUCAAUAUAGAAUCCCAUUCCAACAGCAAUGCUCUUGAAUCUUAGUAAUUAUAAAUUUAAGAUCAAGUAAGCGGUGGAAAUAAAAAGAAGUCAUAACCGCAUUAAAUUUUAGUUAUUGAUAGUGAUGAAGAGGAGCCUCCAAUAUAAAAGAAGGCCUAAACUGUUGCUCCCGCUCCUGCGCAACUUCUUCAAUAAGUUCCUCUCUAAAUACAGGCACUUCAAUAAAAUGGUUAACCUCACCACCACCACCAUUUAAAUAUUCCUUAAAAUAAUUUUCCUGCAAACGUCCAGAAUGGAUCUGGCAUAAGUAUCCAUUAAAAUACUAAUCUCAUGAACCUGAAUCAGGCUGCUAGCUUAAAUGGAGUUUAUUACAAAAAUUUACAGAACGCCAACUCUCACUAGACAUCCAAUACAGCUGGGUUAAAUACUGUAAAUUCAUAAAAUAUUAAUUAAACGAUUACCCUAAUUAAUAAAGAUAAAGAUUAAUCUUCAAAUUAAUCUUCUAAAAAUAUUAUUACUAAAAGCAAGAAAACCGUAAUGUGUGAAGAAGAGAACAAAGAGACUUCUAAAAUAUAAAACUAAACAAAUAAAAAUAACAACAAUUAAUAAAAAACACCUUCAAACAACAAAGAGUAGAAAUUGAAUUCUGAAGAAGUCUAGAGAGAAGUUCAAACAAGUAGAAAUAACGCUGGUAACGCACCAUCAAGCACAGCCAGUCUUUCUUCCAUGAAUGAUACUACAUCUUCAAAAGUGUUUAAAAAGCAAACGGAUAAGCAGCAGACAAUAGAUAAAUUAUAAAAAUAAAACUAUUAAUAUAUUGUUUAAAACGCAUAAUAAUAGAUCAAUUAAAUUUAAGUAUAACCCAAAUAAUAAAUUAACCCUAAAAGAAUAGCAUCAAAUCAAGACUAGCCAAUACUAAUAGAAAGUCCGAAAUCCGAUGAUCUACAUAAAGAAGACACUCUUUAAUAAAUAUCUGUUUAGAAGUUGUUAUAGUAGUAAUAGCAGUAACAGCAACAAUAAAUAAUAAAUUAAAAUGCAAUGAAGUUAAUUAAUAUGCUAUAAAUUCCUGAAAUUGGAAUUAGUAGUUAAGAUAUUUAAAAAUAGAUUCAACUCACAAAUAGUUAGAAGCCCUUGAUGCUAGAUCACAUUUAAAAAUUGGAAGAAAUAUCUAUGAGUGGAGACUAAAGCAAGAGCUAUCAAAAUGUUGUAUUGUCAGAUAAAGAAAUACAAAACAUUGAAAGGAAGAGAAUAUAAAAAGAAUAGUCUUUAGAAUAACGUCAAGAUUUUAGCAUUUAAUAUUUUGAAGAUUAUAUGAGUGCUUAGGGACAAAAUAUAAGAUUUGGUAGUUCUUAAGAUCUUUCAUCCAAGCAAAAAUAAAACUUAAACAAUAGCACUAGCGGAAGUAACCAAGGUAGUUCUAAAAAGAGUCAACAAAAUCCUCAGGUUAAUAACAUCAUCGUUAAAACAUUAAAAAAUUUUGGGUAGUCAGAAACAGUGCAAAUUCAAUUUGAGUAACCUUCUGAAAAUAGCUUAAAAAGAAAAAUCAUAGAAUAAAAUAAUUCUAAUAGCAGUGAAGGUCUCAGUAAAAAGAGAAUAUAUGAAAAAAUUACCAACAUAGGAAAAGAAGAUAAUCCUAUAACUAUUGAUGAUUGA